This is a messenger RNA of Symbiodinium sp. CCMP2592, 729 nucleotides long. NCBI's taxonomy places the organism in Eukaryota, Dinophyceae, Suessiales, Symbiodiniaceae. The record is from the annotation of a GenBank genome assembly.
AUGUUGCACAGCACUGUGCGCCUUCUUUGCGUCCUUGCCUGCGCUGCCCUCGCUGCGCUCGCGACGGAGAAAUGCGAGGGAAGGUGCCCGGACGAGCCCGACUUAAAUGCCCUGCUGACAAUGAAGAAGCAAGGAUUUCCCUGGCGAAGUCGUCGGCACUUCUGGGGCCGGAACGGGUACUACUCGGACUACUACUCGAAGGCCCAAGCAACGACCACGACGAUGCAGGCCCAAGAUACCAGCACGACGAUGGAGGCUCCGCCGGGUGAUCAGCCCAUUACCGGCUGCUCCUUUGGAAUCGAUGCGGAUGCGCCGGCGCUUGUCAUCUCGGCGGUGGGCCAAAUCUCGGUGACGCAGUCAUUAUUUUUCAUCCUUGUGCAGCUGACCGCGCUGACGAAUAUCACGAACCUGAGCACUUUCUCCCUUGCCGUGUCCGGAAACAACUCAACUGGAACCGGUCGCAUCAUCCGAACAGUGCCCCUGCCUUCCCAGAGCCUUGAGGCAGGCCAACCUUUCUUUCCUGUUGACGACGACGGCACGCAGUCGAUCGCCUUCUUCAGCUUCUGGGGUUUUCAGGCCGAUGUCGAGCUCCCGGACAUCCAAUACAACCCUAUCGGGGAAGUGGAAGUAAUCGACGCCUGGUUCGAUCUGCUCGAGGUGCGAAAUUCAGACGGCGUGACGAUUGAUGUGUGGAAAGGAUCAGGGGAAUCCCGACGUGAAUGCAAGUGA